CGUGAUAAAAUCUUACUUAUAACUUGUCAAACGAACAUUUGAAAUUUUCCAAAGGAUGAUGUAUGCAUACAUUUUCAUUUGUGCAAUAAUAUUACGCACCAUUAUGAGUUCUCCUAAAUUUGUUCCAGUCGUAACAUCAUAUCCCAACGGUUUAAAAUCGGAAGACACAAGACUGAACCUAAGUAAUCAGUCUAACAAAGGCUAUGUUAUAAAAACAAUAACCAGUGCACCACUGUACCGAAUAGUUAGUUAUUUCACUAAUCUCACGGAGGAAGGUGAAGCAAAAGUACAUGACUUGAACAUUCCUCACUCAAUGUAUUAUACACACAUAUAUCUUGCUUGGAAAUCAGCAGAUCAACUGAUGUCCUCUAUAACUCUACAAGCUGAUGAUUCAGAAAGUAAAUUGAAUGGUGCCAACUUAGUUUUAUCAACAUCUAAACUGAGUGAUAUGUAUGCACCAGGUAAAAUAACAUCAGUUCUUGACUUUGUUACUAAAUGUUAUGAAUGGGCCAAACCAAAUACUCCACCAAUACCAUCUAGCUCGGCAUUUAUAUCAACACUUAGAGUUUCAGCAACAGAUGAAAUUAAUCGAGCAUUGAUCAAAUAUACAGCGGAACAAUUUCUAAGAGCAACAACUCAUGGAUCAUAUCAUUAUGUUUGGGAAAGAAAUUCAAAAAUGAAAAAAUUUAUGGAAAAAUUAAAUUAUGAACAAAUUAUAUGUGGUGGUACAGAAUCAUUUUAUAAUCCAUGUGAUUGGACAUUAAUGGGUUUGGAACCAAAAAAAGCUAAAGAACAAUGUUUAUAUCGACUAAUUAAUAAAAAAUCGAAUAUUUAUUAAAAUAUAAUAUUAUUGAUUAUUAAUUUAUUAUAUCAAAUCAAAAUUUUAUCGUCAGGGAAUAUCAACAUUUAAAAAAGAAAUGAGCAAUUGUAAAAAUGAUAAAAAAUCAAUAUUAAAGAGAAUGACUAUAAGAAUAUAUUUAUAUAUAUACAUACUGACAAUAUGAACUCCAACACACAAAAAAAUAUCAUUGUUUUUGCCUUCUUACACUUGAGACCUUUUUUCUCCUACCUUUUAUUUAUCAUAAUUUCAUAUACGUACAUUACAUCAUCAAUAAAUGAUAAUUAUGUUUGUUUAUCAAUCAUGUUUCGAAUGGGUUUUCAUUUUCUCGCUGGAAUUUCUAACCUCAUCUAGCUUAUUAUAUUAACAUUGUUUAAAUUUUUUAAGUAAAUAUUUUGUUCAUUCAUUUUUGGUCAAGCUACAAUUUAUUAACCCGAUUUUGUAAAUCCAAAUUUUUUUUUCUAACUAUUCGAUUUAUGUUUUUUCAGAAAGUGUUGGAUAUAAUUAAAAUCGAUUUGGUCAGU
Messenger RNA from Schistosoma rodhaini, 1362 nucleotides. The record is from the annotation of a GenBank genome assembly. Lineage: Eukaryota; Metazoa; Platyhelminthes; Trematoda; Strigeidida; Schistosomatidae.